AUGGCACGGCAAUGGACUGCCAUUUCUUUCCUUGUACUGGCACUGCUAGGGUGCUUACUUUGGACGGAGGUAAGUGCCCAGGAUUCAUGGCAGAAACCUGCAGUAUCUGUGUCAAAGGUCGCUCCACCUUCUCAGACGAAGCAGGUUUAUCAACUUCCACCAAAGGCUCCUCAAUAUCCUCAAGUGCAACAGGUCAAGGCUCCUCAACUUCCUCAGGCUCCUCAGUAUCCACAAAUCCAGGCUCCUCAACUUCCUCAGGCUCCUAAAUAUCCACAAAUCCAGGCUCCUCAGAUGCCUCAGGCUCCUCAACUUCCUCAGACUCCUAAAUAUCCACAAAUCCAGGCUCCUCAGAUGCCCCAGGCUCCUCAACUUCCUCAGGCUCCUAAAUAUCCACAAUUCCAGGCUCCUCAGAUGCCUCAGGCUCCUCAACUUCCUCAGGCUCCUCAAUACCCACAAAUCCAGGCUCCUCAGAUGCCCCAGGCUCCUCAACUUCCUCAGGCUCCUAAAUAUCCACAAAUCCAGGCUCCUCAGAUGCCUCAGGCUCCUCAACUACCCCAGGCUCCUCAAUAUCCACAAAUCCAGGCUCCUCAGAUGCCCCAGGCGCCAAAAUACCCUCAAAUACCUCAAGUACAAGCUCCUCAGAUGCCCCAGGCACCAAAAUACCCUCAAACUCCUCAGAUCCAAUCUCCUCAGAUGCCCCAGGCUCCUCAAUACCAGAAACCGCCACAAGUGCAAGCUCCUCAGAUGCCCCAGGUGCCAAAAUACCCUCAAAUACCUCAGGUACAAGCUCCUCAGAUGCCCCAGGCACCAAAAUACCCUCAAACUCCUCAAAUGCCCCAGGCUCCUCAGAACCCUCAAAGGCCACAGGUCCAACCUGCUUCCCUUCCAAGGUAUCCUCAAUUUCCUCAAGCACCACAGUUGUCUGGGAGUCCUCAAAUAUAUGAUGAUUUUCAGUCUCCCCAAGAGUCAGGGGCCCCUCAUUUGCACCAGCCACAGCAGCCAUCUGGGCAAGAGCAACCACAUCAGCCAUAUCAGCCCUAUCAGCCUCAGCAACCGAAUGAUCCGCAGCCGCAAUAUAAACCUUAUCAACCACAUCAACCAUCUCAACCAUUUCAACCAUAUAAACCAUCACAACCAUCUCAAGGAUAUCAAUCACCCCAGGAACAACAGCAACCAUCUGCACCGCAGCAACCAAAUCAACCACAGCAACCAUAUCAGCCACAGCAACCAUAUCAACCACAGCAACCAUAUCAACCCACAUCCCCACAGGCACCUUCUGUGUACAAGCCCAGUACAAAUAAGCAGCCGUCUUUACAGAGAUGUGAGGUUUUAGAGAGCCAGAAAGUCCCGUGUGGGGGUCCUGAUAUCUCUGCUGCUGCUUGUGAAGCAAUCAGCUGUUGCUUUAAUGGUGGACAAUGCUACUUUGGAAAAGCAGGUGGGUCUUUCAACAUACUGUUUGUUCUUAUUCCUGGACAAGUAUAAUACACAUUACAUAGUCUCUUGUAUCAAGUAGACCCACAUGCUUUACUUUUCUUUGUUCAACAAUGUCAAAUCAUUUUAGCUACCCCUGUCUGUUUUUGUGCCUCCAGUAACUGUCCAGUGUACCAAGGAUGCCCAGUUCAUUGUAGUAGUGGCCAGAGAUGCCACUCUGCCCAACAUUGAUCUUGAGACAAUCUCACUGCUGGGAACAGGUCAGGGUUGCUCGCAUGUUGACUCUAAUUCUGGCUUCGCCAUCUACCAAUUUCCUGUCACUACUUGUGGCUCUGUUGUUAUGGUGAGACCUCUUUAUAUCCACUUUUCAUCCAAAUUACAUACUUCUGGAGGUUGAAUACCCAACUGCAUUUUAUUUUCUAAAUUUUCUAGGAAGAGCCAGGAGUCAUAGUCUAUGAGAACAGGAUGUCAUCUUCAUAUGAAGUUGGAGUUGGGCCACGUGGAGCCAUUACCAGGGACAGCCAUUAUGAGUAUAUGAUCAUUCUUUUCAAAAUUUAAUUGAGUCCAAAUGUAUGUUGUGAUCAAAAAACAUAAAGUAAGUCAUCUUUUCAGGUUGCUCUUCCAGUGUCGGUACACGGGCACCUCUGUUGAAACUGUGGUUGUACAAGUGUUGCCACUGGACAACCCUCCUCUACCUGUUGCUGCACUGGGACCCAUCAGAGUAGACCUGAGGUUGGCCAAUGGACAGUGCAAUACAAAGGGCUGUAAUGAAGGUGUGUGUGCCAGCUGAACAGUGUUGUCAAUCAUUUCAUGUUGCUGGUUGUCAUAGUAACUGGUAUCUUUGCUUUCACAGAGGAUGUGGCCUACAGCUCUUUCUACACAGAGGCAGACUACCCUGUGACCAAAGUACUGAGGGACCCUGUGUACGUGGAGGUUCAGCUCCUUGGAAAGACGGAUCCAAACCUUGUCCUGACCCUUGGACGCUGUUGGACAACCACAAGCCUGAACCCUCACAGUUUUCCCCAGUGGGACAUUCUGAUAGACGGGUAAUAACAAAACCAGUUCCAUUGUCUGACUAAGAUUUCAUUUCCCUUAAAACUCAUGAAUAUUAAAAGUUUACGGAUCUUCAUAGGUCUCAUGGAAAUUUAAGAUACUGACCACCGUUACCUGACCUUCGUUUUGUCACCAUCAGGUGUCCAUACAGAGAUGAUCGCUACUUGUCAUCUCUGGUUCCAGUGGGCCCCUCCUCUGGUCUGGACUUCCCAAGUCACUACCGGCGAUUCAUUUUCAAAAUGUUUACCUUUGUGAACCCUGAGUCAAUGGAGCCCAUGAGGGAACAGGUAGUUACUCAUUCAUUCAUUUUUACAUUUAUAUAUUCAUUCAAUCAAUCCAAAUACAUGAGAAACGGAUGAAAGUAAGUUUUCACUCAGCUAACACUGUUUCUCUUCUUCAGGUGUUCAUUCAUUGCAGUACGGCUGUUUGCACCCGUGCAGCAGGUCACUCUUGUGAACCUUCAUGCUUCAGAAGAAGUAAGAGAUUACGUUAAAGUUUGCAGAAUUCAGAAGCCAAAUGACCUGAUAUCUGACAACUUUUGCAUAAAUGUGUGUCCACAGGGAGAGAUGUCCGAGCUGUGGACCAGAGCAGUGCUGAUCCAAAGGUCGUGGUCUCUAUUGGGCCUGUGAUCAUUUCCCCUGCUGAGCAGUAAACAUCACUGUGUUGAGACCAAUAAAGAGGAUGAAAUUGUUUAGCAAAGUAAAAGAAACAUUACUUGACCCUUUUUUAAAAAGAAAUUUCUUUUUUUAUAUUUUUGUUUCAUUUGUAUAAGACGACUGCUUGAACUGCGAUGAAGAUUCCCUAGAUUACUGUAGUCAGGUUUUUUUUCUUUACAUAUAAUGCAUACUAUUCAGCUAUCUUCAUUAAAUUUAGUUCAUAUUCACAAUCUGUUUGUGAUGAGUUGAAUGACGUGGAUGACUGAAGUUGGUUAAGUUGUUUCAUGCCAGUUCAUUUCAAGCCAAUUGUCUAAACUGUUAAAUAUAAAUUGUAUUACUUCAUUUCAAAUCAUUAACAAAGGCAUUAUUGACUGUUUAAAGUAACAUCAGCUCUAAAAUGAUAAAAUAAGUAGAUAACUUGUUUUAUUUCUCUUAUUAUUCUUAUGAUUAAUUACUACAAAGGAAUUGAUAGUGUUCAGUUCAAUCUGACAUACCUGAUGCUAUUUUUAAAAGAAGUCCUUAAAAUGAAGAGCUUUCAAUUAUCUCCAUCGGGUCCAACAUAGCAUAUUUAAAAAAAAAAACAGUCAAACAGCAAAGCAAGUGUAACAUUCAAAAGGGUGUCACAUUUGAUUAUUUUUUAAAUCUUGUACAAGAAAUAUUUACCCAAACACUGGUAGGCCUUACUUUAUAAAACAAAAGUCCCUUUUAUAAUAAAGAACUCAUGACUGGCCUAGUUAUCUGAAAUAAAUGGUCAUUUAACCUAUAAAAUGCAGCACAUAUAAAAGCUAUCAUAUAAUGUGUGUGAAAUGUAUAAAUCUGAGUUAUCUAGCUGCAGUUGGUUGGGUUUAUACUGUAAAAUGAAUAAAGGUGCAAUAUUGUAGCAGCCAAGGGUAGAGAGAGUAUAAGCUCAUCAUGUUCAUGUAUUUCUCGUGCUUGGGGGAACUCCAGGAUUUACUUUGACAUCACAUGACCCCAGCACACUGUAUAUCUUUGAUAUAAGAAAGGGUUCAUCAUCACAAGUUAAUUUUCCUUGAAAAAUGUGAGCUCUGUCUCAAGGAAAAAAAGUUCUACAACACAACAAUUUUAAUUACUGUCUUCAGGCAACAACUUCUCUGCAGGACUUUAAAUGUUUCUUCAAAAUGUGUUCUGACUGAUAUGUUGUUGUGUUGGCUCAGUCAACAGAGCAGGUGCCAAAAAUACAGAGGCCUGUAUCCCUAUUGUCAUUGUCACUCUUUCUUCUCCAUGUUUCUUGUCUCUCCUCAUUUGUCUUAAUAAUCAAAGAAGAGGCCACAAAGUAAUCUGUCUGAAAAAGACAAUAUAAAGUCAGUAGAUGUCUUAGUUAAGAGUGUUCAGAAGUAUGGUAAUUCCAUAUGGAGCCAUAGGGGUUGAGUCAGAUAAGAUCCAAAUUUGGGUUUCACCAGCAAAAAUUUCCUGUAGGGUAUAAAAACUGGUCUUACCAGAUUACCUCCACUAAAACCAUGCAGCACAGCAUAUCCACCACAGCGGUCACUGAAUUUCAAAUUUGCUGAUGGCAUAUACUUGUCAACAGACCCCCUGAUGCCCGCAAUCAAACAAUAAACUUGAGUGCUUCCCUGUAUAUUUAUUUUUUCUCUCUUUCAUUUCAAUGUGUGCACAAUCAUUAAGAAAGGACAUCAAUUCUGGUUUAUGCCCAUCCCUCUACACUCUGUAGGCCUACACCAAAGUCCACACCAGCCCUCACCCACGACCACUUAGUUUAAAUAAACAGAUGACACUGCUAUCAUUGCUCUCCUCAUAAAUAUUAAUUUCAAUAUCUCCAUUGGAGUGAGAACAGUGAGAACAACCCCCUCAAGCUAAAUGUCAAUGAAACUGAAGAAAUGUCACCUGUCAUCCAAGCCCUCCUCCACACUUCGAAGCACAUAACACCUUCUUAUAUCUUUGACUCACAUUAGAUUAUAAACUGAGUCACGGCCAACACACAAAAGACACUUAAACGCUGUACAAAAGCAUAAUGGACUCCAUGUCAUCUCAUUUCCUGCUACUGCUACAUAAGGCAUCAUCCCACCCUUCCUGCUGAACUGCUCUGCCUGUUUCUACAGUAUGCUCAUUUUCCAAAACUGAACUAAACUCAAACAUAUAACUAACACCCUCACAAGAUAAUAGGCCUCCCCACUCCCAGCUUCUGAGAGCAAAACACUAAAGGCUAAAACAAACAUGCUAGGGGUCCAGAGUCUUGACGUACAAAAGGGCCCGCUUUGGGAAAGCCCCCUUCCUUAGCCACGGCAAACUUUAAUACAAACUUCCAGGGGCGCCUCCUAAAUUGCUCGGUUUCUAUGUGCCUGUGUCAUGUGGUGAUCGUCAUGUAGUGUCAUCCACCCAACUAACGAACCAAACAACCAAGAGUCUAACUAACCAACUAGCCAACUGACUAGCUAAUCAGCCAUCUAGCCUUCCGACAAACCAAUCAACCAACAAACAGAGCAACUAGCUGACCAACUAACCAUCUAACCAACCCAAUAACAAGAUAAAAAGUAACUAACUCACCAACACGCUCACUAGCCAUACAUCCAAUCAUGUCAUGUACUAACUAUACAACUACUUAACUAGCUAACUAAAUAACUAACAAACCUCCAAAUAGCUACUUACCAAAUAGUUAUCUAGCAAACCAAACAACCAAACAACCAUCUAGCCUACUUACUAAGCAAUUAAAAAACAACAACAACAACAGCAACCAGCAAACCAAUGACUGAAGUAAUCAACUUACCAACUAGCUUUCUAACUAACCAACCACCCAUCUAGCCUACUAAUCAACCAAUUCAUUAAUCGACCAACCAACUGGCCAACUAACAGUCUAACCUACUAACAGACCAGCAAACCAACUAACUAACUAACUAACUAACUAACUAACUAACUAACUAACUAACUAACUAACUAACUAACUAACUAACUAACUAACUAACUAACAUUAUCUUAUGAGGUCAAACAACUUUUUUGUUUUUAUGAUUGACCUACUUAGUUGGACUGCAGACUCAGGGUAAAACCACAAAGUUGAUACUACAAGAAAUGUCAUAUCAAAGGUCCUCUGAACACCAAUCAGAAUGACUUAUUUGCUGACCCAGUGGCCCAUUUUCUUUCACCAUCUAAUAAUAUGUGUACAUAGAGACCACAGACAAUUAUUGGUUUGUAAAUUAAAUUUUGAAAGUCUCUGAGCUCAGCAGUUAUACUGGUGUAGAAAAUGCUAGAAGUCCUCACGUUUUGUUGAGAGCACUUUUUGUAUCACAAGGUUUAAAACAUACAAUAAUUGUGAUUUUUACAUUCUGUGCUAUCAAAGUCACUAAAGUUAGGUGGGCCAGUAAACCUUUUAAAAUCAAUUUAAAAAAAAAUGUUUUCCACCUAAAAGAACUUCCAAACCAGGUGCAAGCAUCAACAGGCACUAUCAUUAUUAAUCAUAAUUUGUUAUACUUGAUCAUAAAAGAACUCACGCUUUUACUAACCUCUAUAUUAUACUGUGUUAGUUAAUAUUUAGAGUGGCUGUCUCAGUCUCACAGACAAACUGUGUAGUGACUAUGCUGACCUGAAUUUUAGUCACUGUCUGGGUGCAGGAGUAAGGUGUUUUUGACGUGCUUCUAGAAUAAUCCAAUGUCCAAUCCAAGGUUGUUGUUGAGUUAUAUUUUGCCAUUUAUUGAUUAAAUGAAAAACAAACAAAAAAAGACAGAUACGUCCAUCUUACUACAAUGGUGAUGUUCGGGAUGAGGGUGAAAGUAGUGUCAGAGAUUAGUGGUAAAAACCGUGUGCUCUACCCGUUACCCAGAUCACUGCUUCACCUGUGUCCCUUUGUAGCAUUUAUCUGCCCAUUCACCUGAAGUGCCCUUGUGGCGAUUGUGCGAGUAACAAAACAAAACCCCAAAAAUAAUAUAGAUAAAAUGGCUCAUACACUGUGGCUGACAUAGAUUUAUGCAGUACAUUUUUGUUGCAGCAGAAGCAAAGCUCUCUGCUCUGGUGAAUAAGAAAUGACUGUGUUUAAAGUAAUGGUGAUCAGAGUAAAUAUGUUCAUUAUUGGUUAUUAGUGUUAAAUGGAUACCAGAGGGUUUUAAUACUACUAGAUUUAAUCAAUUUAAAAUUAGAUUGGUGUGAACAAGUGCUUAAACUUUAACGUUAUUCAUGGAAACUUCUCUAAAAGGUUUGUUGAAAAUAAAGGUAAUUAUUAACUAAUAGAGUCUACAGCCACUCUGACCCUCAUAAAGGUGAAUCUGACCCAAAUCUGAAGUGCCCUUGUGGCGAUUGUGCGAGUAACAAAACAAAACCCCAAAAAUAAUAUAGAUAAAAUGGCUCAUACACUGUGGCUGACAUAGAUUUAUGCAGUACAUUUUUGUUGCAGCAGAAGCAAAGCUCUCUGCUCUGGUGAAUAAGAAAUGACUGUGUUUAAAGUAAUGGUGAUCAGAGUAAAUAUGUUCAUUAUUGGUUAUUAGUGUUAAAUGGAUACCAGAGGGUUUUAAUACUACUAGAUUUAAUCAAUUUAAAAUUAGAUUGGUGUGAACAAGUGCUUAAACUUUAACGUUAUUCAUGGAAACUUCUCUAAAAGGUUUGUUGAAAAUAAAGGUAAUUAUUAACUAAUAGAGUCUACAGCCACUCUGACCCUCAUAAAGGUGAAUCUGACCCAAAUCUUUAACUUGUCAAUACAUACCUAAAUGUUACAAUGUCAUCCAAGUCAGUGAUCUAACAGGACACGUGUUCCACCCCCUUGUCCGGCUGGUCUAAAGAGAUAUCAAAAUGCCCACCUGUAUAAUGUUGUAAUGUUGUCCCUAACCCCAGGGAGCUUGUGAAUGGCUACUGAUAAAAUACAAGGCUGUCAUUGGUAGUUAAAAAUCCUCAGAGGUUUUUUCAAAAUUAACCCUUCUCACAUAUAAAUGUGUCAGCAUUAGUGGUUUACCAGGGGACUUUCUGGAUUGGACUGCUCUCAAACCAUGGCGAAACACUGGAGUGCCACAUAUCUAGUGGCUCUUGGAUUACUAGGAUGUUUGAUUGGGGCAGAGGUAGAAGCUCAGGAUGCAUCAUGGCAGAAGCCUGCACCAGCAACGUCUAAGGGGGCUCCACCUCCUCAGACACCCAAAGAACUUGCUAGACCUCCAGCACCACAGCUUCCGCAAUUCCAAGCUCGACCACCUCAGGGUCCUUUUUAUCCUCAAGCACCAAAGUCCCCGCAAGUCCAAGCUCCUCCACCACCCCCAGCGCCAAAAUUCCCGCAAGUCCAAGCUCCUCCACCACCCCCAGCGCCAAAGUUCCCGCAAGUCCAAGCUCCUCCACCACCUCAAGCACCACAGGUUAAACCGGCAGCACCACCACAGUAUCCUCAUUUUUCUCAGUUUGAUCAAUCCCCAAAGGAGCCAGAGAUCUUACAACCACAGCAACCCCAGCAACCCCAGCGUCCAGUGCAACAGACACCUUCUGUGUACAACCCAGGUGGAGCAAAGCAACCCUCUGCUCAGACCUGUGAGGUUGAAGGACGUCUAAGGAUUCCAUGUGGAGGUCCUGAUAUCUCUGCUGCUGGAUGUGAAUCCAUUAACUGCUGCUUUGAUGGCCAACAGUGCUACUUUGGAAAGGCAGGUAAGUGAAGUCUGUGUUAUGGCCAUAAGUUUAGUAGCGAGAUCCCCUGAUUUUUGAGUUAACUUUCAGUGUCAAUGAAGAAAUAAGAAGUGAGUUUGAGCUUUUUUAACCUCUGUUCAACAAUGUCAAAUCAUUUUAGCUACCACUGUCUGUUUUUGUGCCUCCAGUAACUGUCCAGUGUACCAAGGAUGCCCAGUUCAUUGUAGUAGUGGCCAGAGAUGCCACUCUGCCCAACAUUGAUCUUGAGUCAAUCUCACUGCUGGGAACAGGUCAGGGUUGCUCGCAUGUUGACUCUAAUUCUGGCUUUGCCAUCUACCAAUUUCCCGUCACUACUUGUGGCUCUGUUGUCAUGGUGAGACCUCUUUUUUUAUCCACUUUUCAUCUGAAGUACAGACUUCUGGAGGUUGAAUUCCCAACUGCAUUUUAUUUUCUAAAUUUUCUAGGAAGAGCCAGGAGUCAUAGUCUAUGAGAACAGGAUGUCAUCUUCAUAUGAAGUUGGAGUUGGACCACGUGGAGCCAUUACCAGAGACAGCCAAUUUGAGUACAUACUUGCUCCUUUAAAAACAUUCUUGAGUCCAAAUGUAUGUUGUGAUCAAAAAACAUAAAGUAAGUCAUCUUUUCAGGUUACUCUUCCAGUGUCGGUACACGGGCACCUCUGUUGAAACUGUGGUUGUACAAGUCUUGCCAUUGGACAACCCUCCUCUACCUGUUGCUGCCCUGGGACCAAUCAGAGUACACCUGAGGUUGGCCAAUGGACAGUGCAAUACAAAGGGCUGUAUUGAAGGUGUGUGUGCCAGCCGGACAGUGUUGUCAAUCAUUUCAUGAUGCUGGUUGUCAUAGUAACUGGUAUCUUUGCUUUCACAGAGGAUGUGGCCUACAGCUCUUUCUACACAGAGGCAGACUACCCUGUGACCAAAGUACUGAGGGACCCUGUGUACGCGGAGGUUCAGCUCCUUGGAAAGACGGAUCCAAACCUUGUCCUGACCCUUGGACGCUGUUGGACAACCACAAGCCUGAACCCUCACAGUCUUCCCCAGUGGGACAUUCUGAUAGAUGGGUAAUAACAAAACCAGUUUCAAUGUCUGACUAAGAUUUCAUUUCCUUUAAAACUCGUGAAUAUUAAAAGUUUCCAGAUCUUCAUAGGUCUCAUGGAAAUUUAAGAUACUGACCACCAUUACCUGACCUUCGUUUUGUCACCACCAGGUGUCCAUACAGAGAUGAUCGCUACUUGUCAUCUCUGGUUCCAGUGGGCCCCUCCUCUGGUCUGGACUUCCCAAGUCACUACCGGCGAUUCAUUUUCAAAAUGUUUACCUUUGUGAACCCUGAGUCAAUGGAGCCCAUGAAGGAACAGGUAAUGAAAAUACAUUGUUUAUAGAAAUUGGCAGGACAUUACUUGGUAUAACAGAAAAAUGUUCACCAUGUCAACAAAGGGUGCUGCUUGGUUAUGAACACUCUCUCUGUUUCAGGUGUACAUUCACUGCAGUACCGCUGUUUGCACCCCUGCAGCAGGUCACUCCUGUGAACCAUCAUGCUCAAGAAACAGUAAGAACUUGAUUUAUUAUCAGCAGAUUUUCAGAAGUAAUAUGGACUAAUAUCUGACCACGCUUGUGUUAUUGUGUGUCUGCAGAGAGAGAUGUCCGAGCUGUGGACCAGAGCAGCGCUAGUCCAAAGGUUGUAGUUUCUGCUGGACCUGUGAUUAUUGCCCCAGCUGAGCAGUAA
Molecule: messenger RNA, 10442 nt
Organism: Xyrichtys novacula (pearly razorfish)
Lineage: Eukaryota; Metazoa; Chordata; Actinopteri; Labriformes; Labridae
Source: the annotation of a GenBank genome assembly